AUGGGCUUGGGCAACCUGGGGCUCUCCUCUUACUUAUUUGUGAUUCUGCUUUUGCAGUUUUCUUUUUCUGAGUGCCAGAUGGUAAAGAGUCCUUGUCAUUUAGAAAGAGAGUAUAGGCCCACAUACAGAAAGGAAGGGGACUUAGUCAUAGCAGGUUUCUUGUCCUUGUUUCUGAAGAAUGAUCCUCCUGUUAAAAAGACGUUCUUCAAACACCCUCCUUUCUGGACUGGUGCAAAUACACGGGUAAUGCUCAAACAUUACCAACAUUUUCUCAUUUUUCAAUUUGCUGUGGAUGAGAUCAACAAGAACCCCCAUUUGCUGCCCAACAUAACCCUGGGAUACCAGUUGUUCAAUAACUUCCAUAACAACAAACUAGCUGUGGAAAACUCCUUGAUAUGGUUGUCAGGGAGAGGCCCAACCAUCCCUAACUACAGCUGUGACAGGCAGCCCAAAUCAGUGGCUGUCAUUGGCGGGAUGUCAUCUUCAUUGUCCAUGUCUAUGGCCACUAUUCUAAAACUUUAUAAAGUCCCACAGAUCAACUAUGGCCCAUUUGAUCUUCUCCUGACUGAUAAGGCCCAGUAUCCGUAUGUCUAUCAGAUGGGCAGCAGGGAAGCCACUCUGCAUCUUGCAGUCAUCCAAUUGAUGCUCCAUUUUGACUGGACUUGGAUUGGCCUGAUUCUUUCUGAUAACACAAGAGGUGAAUAUUUCUUCAAUCAGCUGAAAGAGGAAAUGGUCAGGAAUGGUCUGUGUGUGGCUUUUAAGGAAAGUGUUCCCACAAUCUUUGACACUGAAAAUAUUGAAGCUAUCAAAUUCUUUUUCAGGAUCAUUGUGUCAUCAUCAAAUGUGAUUUUCAUUUAUGGAGAUGCAGAGUGUUUUCAAGAAUUUUCUAUCGAAAUGAUUGAUUUUGUGCUGUAUGGAAAGAUGUUGGUCACUACCUCUUCCUGGGACUUUUCUGUAGGUUCUAAUUAUGAAAUAAUUAACCAUUAUCAUGGUACAAUAAUAUUUUCUCCUUCCAAGAUUGAGGUUCCUGGUUUCACAGAUUUCCUAAGAAGCUUGAAUCCCAGUGUGAACCCCGAAGACAUUUUCCUAAAGACUUUCUGGGAGUUAGUCUUUAGCUGUAAACUUUCAGAAGGAAGUCCUGUAGAAAUGAUACAUUCUUUAUGCCAAGAACAUUUGUCCUUGGCACAUUUACCUCGUGUAGAUUUAGACAAACACAUAAUUGAACAGAGUUCUUAUGUUUACAAAGCAGUGUAUUUAGUUGCCCAGGCUCUCCAUCAAAUGCUACACACAACGGAAAAAGAGACAAUAGAACUUGGAGCGAACCCAGUUGUUUCUUGGAAGCUUCACCACUUCCUGAAGUGCAUCAAGCCUGUCAAAAGUGUCAGCGAUGAGUCAUGUGGAGAUGGAUCCAGGAUGACUGCUGAGAAAUACGAUAUCUUGAAUUUUAAAUCCUUCCCUGACAGAAUUGAGGCACUGGUAAAAGUAGGGGAGGUUAUCCCUCAUUAUCAGGGACUCAGCAUUAAUGAAGCAAACAUAGAUUGGCCAGAAGAUUUCUCUCAGACUCCAAGUUCCAAAUGCAGCCUGAGCUGUGGCCCUGGAUUCAAGAAGACAAUCCGUGAAGGCCAGCCCAUCUGCUGCUUUGACUGUACCCCAUGCCCUGAAGGGGAGAUUUCCAACCAGACAGAUGCAGAGCAGUGUCUGCAGUGCUCUGAAUAUCAAUACCCAAGCAAGGAGAAGGAUAGAUGCCUUGACAAGACUGUGACCUUCUUGGCCUAUGAAGAACCUCUUGGAAUGACUCUGGCUUGUCUAGCUCUCUGCUUCUCCCUCCUCACUACUCUGAUCCUUACAGUCUUUGUGAAGCACAGAGACACCCCCAUAGUCAAAGCCAAUAACCGCAGUCUCAGCUACACUCUUCUGAUCUCCCUCAGCCUCUGCUUCCUCUGCUCUUUGCUCUUCAUUGGCCGUCCCAACACAGCCACUUGUCUCCUGCGUCAAACCGCAUUUGCAGUUGUGUUCACAGUAGCGAUUGCCUCCAUCUUGGCCAAAACCAUUACUGUGGUUCUGGCCUUCAAGGCCACAAAUCCAGGGAGCAAGCUCAAGAGGUGCCUGGGCUCCACUGCAUCAUAUUCUCUUAUUUUGAUCUGUACUCUAAUCCAAAUGUGUCUAUGUGGCAUCUGGCUUGGGACAUAUCCCCCAUUCCUGGAGGUAGAUGUACACUCUGAGCCUGGCUUCAUUGUCAUUCAAUGUAAUGAGGGCUCCAUCAUUUCCUUCUACUGUGUCCUGGUUUACCUGGGCUUCCUAGCCUUGGGGAGCUUCACCAUGGCUUUCUUGGCCAGGAACCUGCCAGACACUUUCAAUGAAGCAAAGUUCAUGACAUUCAGCAUGCUUGUAUUCUGCAGUGUCUGGAUAUCCUUUCUGCUCACAUAUCAGAGCACCAAAGGGAAAGCCAUGGUGGCCAUGGAAGUCUUUUCCAUCCUGGCCUCCAGUGCUGGGAUUCUCAUUUGCAUCUUUGCUCCCAAGUGCUAUGUGAUCCUUCUGAGGUCAGACAGAAAUACCCUGCACAUACUGAAAAUCAAAGCUAAUACAUCAGAAGCAAUUUGUUCUCAGCUCUUCCUCACAAAUCACAUGAAGUAG
Vombatus ursinus (common wombat) is the source of this 2634-nucleotide messenger RNA. Its product is annotated as vomeronasal type-2 receptor 26-like. Gene Ontology annotation, cellular component: membrane. The record is from RefSeq and is a predicted model, not a curated record. NCBI's taxonomy places the organism in Eukaryota, Metazoa, Chordata, Mammalia, Diprotodontia, Vombatidae. Gene Ontology annotation, molecular function: G protein-coupled receptor activity. Gene Ontology annotation, biological process: G protein-coupled receptor signaling pathway. The coding region runs from base 1 to 2634 and encodes 877 amino acids. The transcript has 6 exons.